Molecule: messenger RNA, 759 nt
Organism: Saccostrea cuccullata (small rock oyster)
Lineage: Eukaryota; Metazoa; Mollusca; Bivalvia; Ostreida; Ostreidae
Exons: 1
Coding region: 1-759 (252 amino acids)
Biological process (GO): DNA integration
Molecular function (GO): nucleic acid binding
Source: RefSeq, a predicted model, not a curated record
AUGGACCACAAUUCAGUAGUUACUGAGUAUGAGUUUAAGGAGUUUGUGAAAUCGUAUUACAUCACACAUACCACAACCAGUCCGUACCAUGCUCAGAGUAAUGGACAGAGAGGGCGAAUGGUUCAGACCAUGAAACAUCUUAUCAUCAAAUCUCAAGAUCCAUACUUAGCUCAUUUGGAGUAUCGGAACACCAAGAUUGAUGGUAUUGAUAUGUCACCAGCUCAGCUAUUUCUAGGACGCAAACUGAAGUCUAUCUUACCUACAGCUGUCCCUCUAUUGAAAUCACAUGUAGAUGACAACACAUUGGUCAAGAUGAAAUGUCGACAGGAAAAACAGGAAGAGAACUUUAACAGACAUGCUAGGAAGGAACCACUUAAACCUUUCAAGGCAGGAGACUCUGUAAUGAUGCAGAGCCAAUCAGGACAAUGGACAAGCGGAUUCUUUAAAGACUUACACCCGACAAAACGUUCGUAUGUCAUCGAGAGCAAAGGCAGAUGCUACAGACGUAACCGCAAAUUCCUGAGACCUACUCGUGUCCGAGGUAACUCAGUCUCCAGAAGUGAUGCCCCUGCGUAUACCGAUGCGACAUUGUGUUCCAAGACUGAUCAGAGCACCAAUGAUAUAUCAGCAGCUUCAGACGUGCAACCAAAUACAGUCACCGAGACAGCUAGAUCUAACGUCGAACCACCAGCAGAAAACCCUGCGCAUAUUACCCGUAGUGGCCGCUGUGUUAAACUCCCUGCGCGAUACCGAGAAUGA